Scylla paramamosain (green mud crab) is the source of this 1279-nucleotide messenger RNA. RefSeq lists its product as uncharacterized. Lineage: Eukaryota; Metazoa; Arthropoda; Malacostraca; Decapoda; Portunidae. The transcript has 4 exons. The coding region runs from base 151 to 1152 and encodes 333 amino acids. The record is from RefSeq and is a predicted model, not a curated record.
UUCGGUAACACGUGCGCGGCGGGGCUGACCAAAACAAACCCACAUGGCGUCAAGGAGGGAAGGAAAACAUAAGCUUAUAGAUACAUUUUAGCCUUUACAAGCUUUCCUACCGUACAUAAUAAGAAGGAAAGGAAGAGGAAGUGUGCAUCUAUGGAAGAGAAGACAACAAUGGCAGGAACAGACGCGAUGGAGGAGGAAAAGAGGAAGGGAGAGGAGGGUGAGGAAGAUGACAAGGCCCUCCCAGCAAACGUGUCAUUGGUGGAGGUGGAGGUGCGCCACGCCAAGGCUCUGCUGGAGUGUGCUGGCAACAUGACCCUUGACGUGGCCCGCUGCAUACUGGGUGCACACUUCCGCACACUCAGGGCCACUCGGACUGCUGGACUCCGGCGCCUUACUGGGGGUUUCAUACAGUGCCCAAGCUGCAGCACUCCUUGGAUAGCUGAUCUAUGCCGCCCUCGCAUCCUCGGCUGCCCCAGAAAUAAGAGAAACGACAGGAAACUUAGGCGCGUACUUCGGCUCGCAAGGACAAAUUCGGGGAAGCUGACGAAAAGCGAUAAAUCUCUUUUGUCGCGUUUUCAGGACCGUUUAAAUGUGGUACAGGUGCUUUGUCAUGUGUGUAGGCAUAAGAAGGAGGAGUUUUUUGCCCUGCCUAAGAAAGAGAAGGUGCAGGAGGUGGAGGUGGAGAAAAGCAAAAAGAAGAAGAAAAAGAAGAAGGGUAAAGAAAUUAAUGCUGGUUUGUUCAUUCCGCCCCGUUCUGUCGGUGAAAGGAGCAAUGGUGGCAGGGAAAACGAAUCUAUCUUCAGUGCGUCGAAAACUGAUGAUUUUACCCCAGAUGCCCCAGAAAGUACCCUAGAAAGGACCAAAAAUACCCUAGAUCACUGCAGAAAACCCCUAUGUGGCCCAAAAAAUUCCCUAGGCAGUCAGAAAGUUACCCUAGCAGCCUUUAAACCCAGAAAAAAAAGUGCCAGGGUAAUUUUAAACAGUGUUCCCUGCCAGCCCACCCCUGCCCCUGCCAAGAGAUCAAGAGAGAGGAAGAGGACAGUGGCUAACUUAAAGCGAGUGAUGGGGAAAGAGAGUGACAAGAGUGAAUUAUUCAAGGGAGGUGGAAAAAAUCAAAAUUCACUUAGAAAUUUCUUAGAUUCUUUAUUUUGAGGUGUGUGUGUGUGUGUGUGGGUGUGUGUGUGGGUGUGGUUCAUAAAGUGCUUUGAUAUGUUUGUAUGUGUGUUUGUAUGUGUUUGUAUUGUACUAUUGAGAAAAUAUACACGUUUUUGAUGCAUUU